AUGACACCUCAUCUGAGUUCCCGAGAAAGGGAGAGCAUGAAAAGGGAUUUUUCAAGAAUCUCAAAGAAGGUGUUUGAUAAAGUGUACGACAGUGAGAAUGGGGUGAUGAUAGAGACGGGAGGAUCCAGCAAGAAAACGGGGAACGGAAGGAGCGGGGAUCAAAGUAAACAGCAGAACGGGGAUCAAAGUAAACAGCAGAACGGGGAUCAAAGUAACCAGGGGAACGGGGACAAAGCUUCAGAGGAAGACUCAGAGACCAAGCUGGAGUCCAAACCUGAUACUAAGCCUGGAACUAAUAGCAAGCCUGCAGAUGAGCCCAAAACAGAAACCAAAAAUGGAGACUCAUCAAAAGAAGAAGAUUCACAGGCUGAAGAUGACAGUGAGAGAAAUGAGGAAGAGAUGGAGGUUGAAGAGAGUAAAAGUACACCAGCCAAGUCAAAGAGAAACAAAAAGUCAAAGAAAACAUCAAACCAGCCAUCAAUAACUGCCAUGUUUUCUAGAACGGGAGGGUUUUAUUUUACCCCGGGAAGAGAAAGUCUAUGGCUGAUGAUGGGGGUGUUGCUGUCCCCUGACCAGGAGAAGGAGGUGAAGAAAGCGAAGUUAGAGGAUGGAGAAACCGUGGACCUGGAGGGGUGA
This is a messenger RNA of Saccostrea cuccullata (small rock oyster), 636 nucleotides long. RefSeq lists its product as uncharacterized. Bases 1 to 636 code for a protein of 211 amino acids. The record is from RefSeq and is a predicted model, not a curated record. Lineage: Eukaryota; Metazoa; Mollusca; Bivalvia; Ostreida; Ostreidae. The transcript is spliced from 6 exons.